Molecule: messenger RNA, 1518 nt
Organism: Protobothrops mucrosquamatus (brown spotted pit viper)
Lineage: Eukaryota; Metazoa; Chordata; Lepidosauria; Squamata; Viperidae
Gene: PLAG1
Product: PLAG1 zinc finger
Exons: 2
Coding region: 13-1518 (501 amino acids)
Biological process (GO): regulation of transcription by RNA polymerase II
Molecular function (GO): RNA polymerase II cis-regulatory region sequence-specific DNA binding; DNA-binding transcription factor activity
Source: RefSeq, a predicted model, not a curated record
GUUUAGGCUGCGAUGGCCACUGUCAUUCCUGGUGAUUUGUCAGAAGUAAGAGAUACCCAGAAAGUCCCUUCAGGGAAACGUAAGCGUGGUGAAUCCAAACCAAGAAAAAACUUUCCUUGCCAACUGUGUGACAAGGCCUUUAACAGUGUUGAGAAAUUAAAGGUUCACUCAUACUCUCACACAGGAGAGAGGCCCUACAAGUGCACACAACAAGACUGCACCAAGGCCUUUGUUUCUAAGUACAAAUUACUAAGGCAUAUGGCUACUCAUUCUCCUGAGAAAACCCACAAGUGUAAUUAUUGUGAGAAAAUGUUUCAUCGAAAAGAUCAUCUAAAGAAUCACCUACAUACACAUAAUCCCAAUAAAGAGGCCUUUAAGUGUGAAGAAUGUGGAAAGAACUACAAUACGAAGCUUGGAUUUAAGCGUCACCUGGCUUUGCAUGCUGCAACAAGUGGUGAUCUCAACUGUAAAGUAUGUUUGCAGACAUUUGAAAGCACAGGGGUGCUGCUGGAGCACCUAAAAACUCAUGCAGGCAAAUCAUCAGGUGGAGUGAAGGAGAAAAAACACCAGUGUGAACAUUGUGAUCGACGGUUUUAUACCCGAAAGGAUGUCCGAAGACACAUGGUAGUACACACUGGAAGAAAGGACUUCCUCUGUCAGUAUUGUGCACAGAGAUUUGGCCGGAAGGAUCAUCUAACACGGCAUAUGAAGAAAAGUCAUAAUCAAGAACUUUUGAAGGUCAAAACAGAGCCAAUGGACCUUCUUGACCCAUUUACUUGCAAUGUUUCUGUGCCUAUAAAGGACGAGCUGCUUCCUGUGAUGUCUUUAUCUUCCACUGAACUGACAUCAAAGCCAUUUACAAACACUCUACAAUUAAAUCUAUACAACACACAACUUCAGUCCAUGCAGAGUUCAACAUCUGCACAUCAAAUGGUUGCCACAUCAUUACCUUUAGGAAUGCCUUGUCCAAUAGAUAUGGAAUCAAUCCACCCUUCUCAUCAGCUUUCUUUAAAAUAUCCACUCAGUUCUACCUCAUAUACAGUUUCUAUGACUGAGAAAGACCAGCCAUUGAAAGGGGAAAUGGAAAGUUACUUACUGGAACUGCAAAGUGGUAUGCCUUCUUCAUCCCAAGAUUCUCAAGCAUCAUCAUCUAAGUUAGGGUUGGAUCCUCAGGUAGGUCCACUAGAUGAUGGAUCUGGGGAUGUUUCUCUUUCGAAAAGUUCUGUUUCUAUAAGUGAACCUCUAAAUACCCCAUCACUGGACUUCUCUCAGUUAUUCAAUUUUAUACCAGUAAAUGGACCUCCUUUUAAUCCUUCUGUUUCUGUGGGAAAUCUUGGAAUGAGUUACUCACAAGAGGAGGCACACUCAUCUAUGAUUCAGCUUCCUCCACAGGCACAAGAUCUUCAAGACCCUGGUAAUGGUAUUAGUCUUGGAUCUCUUCACUCAUUAUCUGCAGCUUUCACUAGCAGUCUAAACACAACCACAACUCUACCACGUUUUCAUCAAGCGUUCCAAUAA